AUGGAACAGCAGUUAUUUAUUAAGCUUUCCCAGCCACCAGUCAUUAUCUGCCGGUCCUGCCGCCAUGGGGUGUGGCUAGCUGAGGUAGAAAGCCAUCUCCGGGGGAAGGCCCAUCGAUUACCCCAGGCCACUGCAAAGCAGAUCCAUCAGGACGUCCAGAGCUGGGAGGGUGUGGAGCAUGACCCCCAUGCUGUGCAAUGGCCUAGUCGGAUUACCCAGUCAAUCCCCCACCUGGAUGAAUACCCUGAUGGGUUACUGUGCCAGCGCGACCAGGCCAGAUGCCAAUUCAUCACUCGUUCACUUAACACGUUAAAACGACAUUGGCGUGAGCACCAUGGAUGGACCGCACCAUAUCAUGGAGGUCGAUCACGCCUGCAAGAGCAGGAACAGGCGCAGAUCACCAUCCAGCAGGGAUAUCAGGUGGUGACCUGCCAGCGGUUUUUCCCAUCCCGAAAAGGGUCCCAUUAUAUCUGGGUGCCAUGCCCCAACCAGCAGCCUGAGGAGCAAGCCCGGACCGCACCCACUGCCCACAUCCAGGCCACCAUUGAUGCCGUGAUCCAGGCAUGGGAGCAGGUCCAGGCCCAGGCCAAGGCCGAUCAGGCCAUCCAAGCCAGCCAGUUGACUGACGCGAACCCCUGGCUGCGGAUGACUCGGUGGGCUGACUACCUGCAGGGCAUCCAGGCACGUGACCUGCUUGCUAGCAUGGCAGCCCCGGAGGAAGACCCCAUGGAUGCCACUGAGCAGGGGGUGCAGGUGAUCUGGGAUACUAUGGAGCAGGUGGCCCGCAAGAGCCAGCGGACGGUCCAGCAUUGCGGCCAGGCCAUCCGGGUGGAAGCCGUCCGGUCUGAAAAGGGGCAGACCCCGCACCGGCCACUGCUGGCAUAUAUAGAUGAGGCCGUGAUCAAGAAGCAUGUGCAGCCAUGGCAGCAGAUAUUAGCAUUUAUUGCCCGGACCCAGGCCCCGCAUGACUGGGCCAGCCCCCGAUAUGGGAUGACCGCACGGCAGCGCCAGAAAUGGCGGCAGCUAUGGCAGCUCGCUAGCCAGGCCCCAGGCAGCCAGGGCAGCCAGGCCGCAGUGCCAGGGGACCUAGAGGCAUGGGCCAUGACUGCUAUAGAAAAAGCAUGCUUAGAAUUUUGCAUUGAGCUGCUCAACCAGCGCCAUCGCAGCCAUGAAUAUGAGAGUGCAUUAGUAUGCGCCAUGGCUGUGCUGGGCCAGGGUGAGGCCGGCUGGCGCGACCCCGAGAGCUACCCCCCGAUAUUAUCCCGCGUGAUCAAG
Molecule: messenger RNA, 1275 nt
Organism: Aspergillus fischeri NRRL 181
Lineage: Eukaryota; Fungi; Ascomycota; Eurotiomycetes; Eurotiales; Aspergillaceae
Exons: 1
Source: RefSeq, a predicted model, not a curated record